AUGGCCUCGGAUCAUACACAGGAAAAGAGGGCAUGGGAUUCCACGAACGAGAAUGAGAACAAAACAGAGACUCUGGCGAAACGACCACGCUCAAUGGCCUGUGAGCUCAACGAUACUGAGAGCCCAGAACACCACACCAGGAAAGAGCUGUCUCAUGAAGACUAUACCGUUGUAUGGGUGUGCGCUCUUCCUAUGGAAAUGGCUGCGGCGAAAGCGAUGCUUGAAGUUGUGCACAAGCCCCUUUUGAUGAACCCUAACGACACCAACCAAUAUGUUUUCGGCAGCAUCGCUCGCCACAACAUCGUUCUUGUUUGCCUACCAUCUGGGCAAUACGGCAUGGCUAGGGCUGCUAUCUUCGCAAACCAAAUACACUGGAACUUCCCUUCUAUCUACAUAAAGCUGACGGUUGGGAUUGGCGGUGGUGUUCCCAGCAAAGGCGAUAUGCGGCUCGGUGAUGUUGUGGUUGGCCAGACUGGAACAUUUCGCGUAACUGAUUUCCUAGGCUACCCCCCUUGGACUAUCUAUCAGGCAGUCACCAAGCUGUGGGCCGAUCACAAAUCGCAAUCCAGUUCGAUACCCUUGAUCCUCUCCGAGAUGAUACAGAGGAAUCCUACGAUGUCCGCCUACACAUAUCGUGGAACUGAACAAGACCGGUUAUACGAGGCUACCUACGACCAUGUAGGCGAAACCUGCGAAUUUUGUGAUCCAGCCGAACUCGUCCACCGGAAUGCGAGGCCCGAUAACAACCCACGUAUACAUUAUGGCACCAUACACUCUGCGGACCAUGCCAUGACGCGUGGCCGAACACGUGAUAUUUUGGCAGUAAAGCAUGACGAUAUUUGGUGUUUUGAGACGGAAGCAGUUGGCUUGGAGAGACAUUUUCAAUGCCUUGUCAUCCGGGGCAUUUGCAAUUAUUCAGAUUCCCACGAGGCAAAACAAUGGCAAGAAUAUGCCGCAGCCACUGCUGCGGCCUAUGCAAAGGAAUUAAUGUCUGUAAUACAACCAGGGAUAGUACCCCCACCGAUGCCAAGCGCACAAGAAGCGUUCCCAAGCGACAAGUCGUUAACGCUGGGGCCAUCGGGAUUGAUACAUUCCUUGGGACUCUCGAAAAUCGACAGUCGAUAUGAGAACAUCAAGGAAGCUCAUUCUCAAACGUGUCACUGGCUGCUUGACCACCCUGAUUAUUUGUGCUGGCUAGAUCCCAGCAAGAUGACCGACCAUCACGGCUUUGUAUGGAUCAGUGGCGAACCUGGGACAGGAAAGUCGACAAUUGUGAAGUAUGCUUCGAGCCAGGCGACCAAAAACGCCACGCCAGAAUCUGCCGUCAUCUCGUUCUUCUUCGACAACCAUGGCUACGACCCGGAGAGGACAAUCGAAGGGAUGUACAGGUCGCUACUGCUGCAGUUGUUUUCAAAGUUACCAAUGCUGCGAGAGGCACUCAACGAUGUAGCGGAUAAACCUCUCGGCUCCAUCAGUUCUGGUCUAUCCAAAGUUCCACUUCUACAAGACCUUCUCCUCAAGGCCAUUGCAAGGCUGGGCCGACAGGAGGUUACCUGCUUCGUCGACACCUUCGAUGAGUGUGACGAAAAAGAAACGGGCCACCAAGGAGACAUCGAGUUCUACGUUCAGGAUAAGUUGCAAACUAGGAACCAGGAGCAAAGCGAAGACAUCAAAGCCCAAGUUCUCCAGAAGGCAUCAGGAGUCUUCUUGUGGGUUGUGCUAGUGGUGGAUAUACUUAACAACGAGUAUAUACAAGGGCACAUAUCCGCAGUCAAGGAGAGACUCAUUGAAAUACCUCCUGAACUUGACGGGUUAUUUCACUAUAUCUUGACGCGAGAUAAGGACAACAUCGAUGAUUUCCUUUUCUGUAUCCAGUGGCUGCUCUUUAGCAGUCGGCCGCUCACAAGGGAAGAGUACUACUUUGCCAUGACAGCUGGCUUGCAACCUCAAGUUCCUGGCCCUCGAAAUCCCAACGAGAUAACAACGGAAGACAUGGACCUAUUCAUUCUUAGAUCUUCAAGGGGACUGGCUAUUACGCUAACCAGAUCCAACAAGUGGAGUUCCUGCAAGACUUUUCUGUAUUCGUCCCUGGAUCCUGGGAUCCCCGCCGUCGCCUAUUUGAUCCAAAUCGAAGGUACCGCUCGCGUAGCAUAG
Colletotrichum navitas is the source of this 2154-nucleotide messenger RNA. RefSeq names its product pfs domain-containing protein. Gene Ontology annotation, biological process: nucleoside metabolic process. The coding region runs from base 1 to 2154 and encodes 717 amino acids. Gene Ontology annotation, molecular function: catalytic activity. The transcript has 5 exons. The record is from RefSeq and is a predicted model, not a curated record. Lineage: Eukaryota; Fungi; Ascomycota; Sordariomycetes; Glomerellales; Glomerellaceae.